Messenger RNA from Branchiostoma floridae (Florida lancelet), 671 nucleotides. RefSeq lists its product as uncharacterized. The record is from RefSeq and is a predicted model, not a curated record. NCBI's taxonomy places the organism in Eukaryota, Metazoa, Chordata, Leptocardii, Amphioxiformes, Branchiostomatidae.
UAAGUCACCGCGCAGCCGCACUGGUUCUUCCCAUUAUUGCGCAAGCGCCCUGACGCCGCCAGCCGGGUGGGAGGAAUCUUGCCGAAUGCCAGACUGGAGUUUAGGAAUUUUCUCUGGAACUGCCAGUCAGAAGCUAAUAAAGCAUUCCCCAGUAUGACACAGUCUAGGUCAAGAAAGCGUCACAGAAGUAGUGAGGAGGAUGAGAUGGAAAAUGCGGGGUUACAGCACCCGCACCCAAAACGGCACAGUGGAGAGAGAAACGACUUGAACCACCCCUGGUUACCUCAUCAUGCACUGCCAGACAGAAGACAUAACGGUCAUUUAGGGUCAGAGGACAGUUCCAGUAGCAGCAGUUUGGGCUCGCCAGCCCAGUCAACCAAUCAGCAGGCAGCUACCAGUAACAUUAGCCAAUCAGAGGCCAUCCCUCAUCAACUACUCCAUCAGCUGAGUGACAACAGCAACCAAUCAGAAGAGGAGGUUAUUUUGAAUUACUACAGCCGUAUCAACAGAGUAUUACACCAGGUGCAUAUGGAAAGGCUUCAGAGAUUGGGUAUUAGUAAUCCAGAUGGUAAUGAGGAGAAUGGUAUCAGAUAGGUGUCGUUUGACAAACCUUUAUCCUGUCCAAAGAAACUAUUGUUUUUGGGAUUAAUAUGUUCUCACAGCCCACAGUU